Molecule: messenger RNA, 1224 nt
Organism: Oldenlandia corymbosa var. corymbosa
Lineage: Eukaryota; Viridiplantae; Streptophyta; Magnoliopsida; Gentianales; Rubiaceae
Source: the annotation of a GenBank genome assembly
AUGUCUUUCAAGAGUAUAAUUCAGGAUAUGAGGGGUGAAAUUGGCAGCAUAUCUAGAAAAGGGUUUGGCUUGAGAUCGAGAUCACAAAGGGUGGUUCAGGAUAAUAGUAGUUACCUGGUGGUACUAGCGGCUGUAGAAGAAGAUGCUUUGAAGCAAAGUUGUUGGGCUAAUGUACCUUUAGAGAUUUUGAGAGACGUGUUAAUGAGGAUUGAGGAAGCUGAGGGUACAUGGCCCCCAAGAAAGAGUGUGGUUUCGUGUGCUGGUGUUUGUAGGAGUUGGAGAGACAUUGUCAAGGAGCUCGUGAGGACACCAGAACUCUCAGGACAAUUGACAUUUCCCAUUUCCCUCAAGCAGCCUGGCCCUAGAGGUUCUCUGAUACAGUGUUUCAUAAAAAGGAACCGCAAUAGUCAGUCGUACCAUCUUUUUCUUAGCCUAAACCAAGCUUCAAAUGAUGAUGGAAAGUUUCUUCUGUCAGCUCGAAGAUGUAGACGCCCAACAUGUACAGAUUACAUUAUAUCUCUAAAUGCUGAAGAUGUCUCAAAGAGUAGUAACACUUACAUCGGGAAGUUGAGAUCCAACUUUCUGGGAACCAAAUUCACAAUCUAUGAUGCACAACCUCCGACUUCUGGUGCCAGGGUUACUAGAUCUCGUUCCACGAAAUCAAUUGGAACAAAGCAAGUUUCACCAACUAGGGUUCCUGCUGGAAACUUUGCUGUGGCCCAUAUAGCAUAUGAGCUGAAUGUCCUGGGGUCACGGGGUCCCAGAAGAAUGAACUGUGUGAUGGAUGCAAUACCAGCCUCUGCGGUUGAACCUGGUGGUGUCGCUCCCACACAAACCGAAUUCCUACCCGGCACUAGCGAUUCAUUUCCUUCCCUCCCUUUCUUCAGAUCAAAAUCUUCGCGCGUGGAUAACAUUAAUAAUUCCAGGCCUUUGUCAUCAACGGAUAAAGAAGACAUGUUAGUAUUGAAAAAUAAGUCUCCCAGGUGGCAUGAGCAACUUCAGUGCUGGUGUCUGAACUUCAAUGGACGGGUGACGGUGGCGUCUGUGAAGAAUUUCCAGCUUGUGGCUUCCUCAGAGGGUGGACCAGAUUCAGAAGAUGUAAUUCUCCAGUUUGGAAAAGUUGGGAAGGAUGUUUUCACUAUGGAUUUCAAGUAUCCAAUAUCUGCAUUCCAGGCCUUUGCCAUAUGCCUUAGCAGCUUUGACACCAAAAUCGCAUGUGAAUGA